ACAGGCUUGAAAGGUGAUAGCAGUUAAAAGAAGCCUUGGCUCAGCAUUAAGUGAAUAAGGUGGCGGAAAGAAGAUGCGUCUUAUCGUCUCCCGCUCGGCUGUCACCUCUGUUCACAACCGGGCAUGCCAACCCGCUCGGACAAGCCGCAGGACCCAUGUAAUGGUCACGAACAAGCUUAUGCUGCACCCUACAGGCAGCGGCGACUGCGGGCACCUGGGGGAGCAGGUGCCGCUGCCGGGCCCCGUGGAGCUGCGGGAGGGCACGCAGGACGUGGGGCGGGUGGAGCCCUGCGACGUGGUGCUCGCGGUCCCCACCGUGUCUUCCCGCCAUGCGAUCAUCAACGUGGAGGGCGACAAGGUGCUAGUUAUCGACGUGGGCAGCACCAACGGCACCCGGGUGGAGGGGCGGGACGUCAAGGCAAUGGACUACGUGGAGCUGCCCAUCGGCGGGGAGGUCGUGUUUGGAGAUGAGAGUCUGGCCAAGUUCACGCUGCUGAAGGUUGACGACGCCACCGCGGCGGCUUGACGACGAGACCCGAGAAGUACAGCCUUACCCGCGGAGGUUCAUAAAGGUUGUGCAGACCUUCGUGCUGAAGCCAGUUUGGCGGCUUUGGGGCAUCACCAAACCUGCUGCAGGUAGUUGUACAGUGCUGUUGAAAGAAACGUAUACUUAUUGUAAGGCCCCGGAUGUAGUAUCCAAACCCAGAUAGUACGCCUGUUAACACAACCUCGUGCUGCUGUACACUGUGAUGGGAGGAAAGGGUUGUAACCCUUGUAAUUAGUUGGCGUGGGCUGCCCUGCCUUUGUAUGUUAUGGCUGGUACGUGGUGUAAGAGAUGCGUCUUGGGACAGCGCCAUAUGUGUUAUUGAAGACACGUUGUGGAACACACAUCACCACGGUCAUGUGUACGGGAAAUGUUGUUUGGCAUUGCAAUACUCUGCACUACGGCUGCAUGAGACAAGGGUGGCGCCUGCUGCUAUGGAUUAUCCAAGGCUUCGAGCGGUAUUCAGCGCAUGAGUUCACCUGCCGUUGGUAGAUACAGAAAUGGCAUUAUUAGAUACCAGCAGAGCAAGAAGCGUAUUUCGUCCGAGAGACCAGGCCUUGUAAAGCCUGGACCUUGC
Messenger RNA from Astrephomene gubernaculifera, 1121 nucleotides. The record is from the annotation of a GenBank genome assembly. Lineage: Eukaryota; Viridiplantae; Chlorophyta; Chlorophyceae; Chlamydomonadales; Astrephomenaceae.